Messenger RNA from Hyla sarda, 1516 nucleotides. Its product is annotated as galectin-4-like. Lineage: Eukaryota; Metazoa; Chordata; Amphibia; Anura; Hylidae. The record is from RefSeq and is a predicted model, not a curated record. Gene Ontology annotation, molecular function: carbohydrate binding. Bases 405 to 1397 code for a protein of 330 amino acids. The transcript has 11 exons.
UAAUGGGAAAACUGAAACUUCUGUUUUAAAAUCAAUUCCUGGUUUUGCAUUAAGUGGGUGCUGUCAGACGCAAAAACUUUAUAUAUGUUGUACAUGUUGGCAAACAUCAACCUUGUAUUUCCUUUUAAUAGAAAUCAUUUAUUUUCAUUAAAAAUAAAAAAACACAACUAGAGGUCCUCAUACCAUCCAGAACAUAAUCCUGACAAUCUGAGUCCAGUAAGUGAGGGCAGGUCUAACACUACUCUGUGCUCACUCCUGUCCUGUCAAGUCUGCAGCAUAAAAACAGAGAGGAAGGGGUUACAGAGCAGCCUGCAGUGAUUGAAUGAAGACCCAACACAGCACAGCAGACUCAGGGAGGAAGAUUAAUCAUGCAGAGUGAGGACAUGCCCCCUCUAUAGCACAGAAUGACAAACCAAGUGAGCAACAGAAAGAAGACUGUUCCUUUCAAGCAACCAAUUUAUGGCGGUCUGCGGAUUGGCAUGUCGGUUCACAUUCAGGGAGUAGUCCCUCAUCAUGUUAACAGGUUCCAUGUAAACUUUUCAUGUGGUCAGCACCAUGGAGCAGAUAUUGCUUUCCACUUUAAUCCCCGCUGGGAUGGGAAGGACAAGGUGGUGUUUAACAGUUUACAAAGUGGGUCAUGGGGACACGAAGAGAAAAAGAAAGAUAAGUUCCCCUUUCAUAAAGGCGGGCACUUUGAUCUGGCGUUUUUUGCCAAUCUUGGAGGCUUCCAGGUCAAUGUAAAUGGUUCCCACUUCUAUGAUUUCAAUCACAGGAUUCCUCUCGAGAGGGUGGACUGUGUUCAGGUGGAAGGAGAUGUGAACAUCAGAUGUUUGAGCAUUGUUGGAGGAGGAGGAGGUGGGGGCCCCAUGGUGACUCCUUCCUUCCCAUCAGCUGGGGGCCCCAUGGUGACUCCUUCCUUCCCAUCAGCUGGGGUGAUGCCACUGCCAGUAUAUCCAGCCAUGACCCUGCCUGCAAUGGGAGGACCUGUCUAUAAUCCGCCCAUUCCUUACCAUGCAAGCAUACCCGGAGGAGUGACACCUAAGAAAACCUUUGUGAUUAGAGGGUUCCUGCCAAUGGGAAGCCAACAGUUCCAUAUAAAUUUUAAAACAGUAACUGGUGAAAUAGCGUUUCACUUCAAUGUCCGUCUUUAUGAGUUUACAGUAGUAAGGAACAGCUUUCUUGGUGGCUCCUGGGGCCCAGAGGAGAGACAAAUGGUAGACAACCCCUUUAUGGCUGGGCAGUCUUUUGAUAUCUCCAUCCGCUGCGGCAAUGGUCGAUACAAGGUUUUUGUGAAUGGACAACCCUUCUGUGAAUAUUUUCACCGCUUCCAAGCACUCCAUAUGAUUGACUCCCUGGAGAUCGGUGGGAAUGUGUCGCUGUCACUUGUACAGUUUUAAGGAACAUCUGAAUGUGCUUUAAGGUGGACAGCAAGAUGGAUGAAGUCUGGUCUUUCUAGUAGAUGAACCAUAUUUUAAAGGGACAGAUCAGGUCAAAGAUUCUCAAACUCUGCUUUUUG